Molecule: messenger RNA, 1332 nt
Organism: Cynara cardunculus var. scolymus (artichoke)
Lineage: Eukaryota; Viridiplantae; Streptophyta; Magnoliopsida; Asterales; Asteraceae
Product: probable tRNA N6-adenosine threonylcarbamoyltransferase
Exons: 5
Coding region: 116-1183 (355 amino acids)
Biological process (GO): tRNA threonylcarbamoyladenosine modification
Cellular component (GO): cytoplasm; EKC/KEOPS complex
Source: RefSeq, a predicted model, not a curated record
AUCAAGUCAUCGCCGCCGCCAGGCUGCCGGCUCCCGGCAAACUCUUCACCGGAAACAGUUUAGAAAGCUUGUUAAUUCAAAUCAUAAUUGCGAAUUAUUUGGGGUGUUUUUAGAGAUGAAAAGAAUGAUAGCAUUGGGGUUUGAAGGAUCGGCCAACAAGAUUGGUGUUGGGGUAGUGACUCUAGAUGGCACGAUCUUAUCGAAUCCACGACACACCUAUAUUACUCCUCCUGGUCAUGGAUUUCUCCCUCGUGAAACUGCACAACAUCAUCUGCAGCAUAUCCUUCCCCUAAUCAAGGAGGCCCUAGAAACUGCUCAACUUACACGGAAUGACAUUGAUUGUCUUUGUUACACCAAGGGUCCUGGAAUGGGAGCACCAUUACAGGUUUCUGCUGUUGUUGUACGGGUUCUUUCACAGCUAUGGAAGAUUCCGAUCGUGGGUGUGAAUCACUGUGUUGCUCAUAUUGAAAUGGGGAGGAUCGUCACUGGGGCUGAUGAUCCUGUUGUUCUCUAUGUUAGUGGGGGAAACACACAGGUAAUUGCGUACAGUGAGGGAAGAUACCGAAUAUUUGGGGAGACAAUUGAUAUAGCUAUCGGUAAUUGCUUGGACCGGUUUGCUAGAGUUUUAAUGUUGUCAAAUGAUCCGAGCCCAGGGUACAACAUUGAGCAGCUUGCAAAGAAGGGAGAAAAGUUUAUAGACCUCCCUUAUGUUGUAAAAGGAAUGGAUGUGUCUUUUAGUGGAAUAUUGAGCUACAUUGAAGCCACUGCUGAAGAAAAGCUUAAGAACAAUGAUUGUACCCCUGCAGAUUUAUGCUACUCCUUACAGGAAACGCUAUUUGCUAUGCUUGUCGAGAUAACAGAACGAGCGAUGGCACAUUGUGACAAGAAAGAUGUUUUGAUCGUUGGUGGCGUGGGGUGCAACGAACGAUUGCAAGAAAUGAUGAAAGUUAUGUGUGGUGAAAGAGGGGGAAAGUUGUUUGCAACUGAUGAUAGAUAUUGCAUUGACAAUGGAGCAAUGAUUGCUUAUACAGGUCUUCUCGCUUAUGCUCAUGGAACCACAACUUCACUUGAAGAAUCAACUUUCACUCAGAGGUUCAGAACUGAUGAAGUUUUGGCAGUUUGGAGAGAUAAGGAAUCAUCCAAUAACACCUUAAAACAAACCACAAAUGAAAUUGGAUCUUAAGAGCACCCCGUGAAUUUAGCUGUUUUUGGUUCGUGUGUGUAGGAUCGUUACGUUAACAUGUUAUUGAUUAUCGUCUUUUGACUGGAUGCUGUAUAAUAGUUCUUUAACAUGAAAGAUUAUUGUUCAAUGUGUCAAGAUGACCCUUGGAA